ACUCGGACCAGGGCUGGUUUGAGCUCAUUGAAGAAAACUACCACGCCACGGGAGAAGCUUACGUCUUUAAUAUCGCAUAUGACGAGGCGCUGUCAUUGGCCAAUCAAGGCUGCGAACUAUUAAAAUGGUUUGUGACUCUGAGUCGAGAUGAUACUCACUCUGAGAGUUACCUGCGUGCCUACUUUGCGCACAACUCCAGAGAGCAGAUGGUGCUCGACUGGGUAGAUGAGCUGGACGAUCACAUCGACGGCGGGACAUUGGAGCGGAAAUUAAUGGUUUGUGCAGAAAAGAGUGAAUUGGCUGCGAAAGAGAUUGCUUGCAGGCCGCCCAGCUUAUUUCCAUCGUCCAGAGAGACAAUCACGACGAUCAAAAACUGGCUUCAGGAAUGCUCUGAAACACAUUCGGAGUGCCAGCAACUUCAUCAGAAAACAAAAUCUCCGGGAAAGUUGGCUUCGGGACCGCGCCGUCUGCUGUGUCUUUCAGGAAGCACUUCACAUCCCCAACUACGGCUUCAAGAAAAUGAUCCUGGCAGCGAAGUGCCUCAGUACAUUGCUUUGAGUUAUUGCUGGGGCGGAGAUCAGGCCUUUAAGCUCCUUAACCAUCUCGUACAGGUAUGGGUAAAGGAUAUGCCUUACACUCAGUUGCCGCAGACAAUUAAAGAUGCUAUUCAAGUAACCAUGGACCUGGGCUUACGGUAUCUCUGGAUCGACGCGCUGUGCAUCAUACAAGAUUCAGAUCAGGAUAAAGCAGAGCAAAUAUCGCGCAUGGCAGACAUCUACGAGCAAGCGUACGUCACCAUCUCUGCUGCUAGAGCCACUGCCGUUCCGGAAGGUUUUCUCCAUAGUCGAUAUAUUGCCGGAGAACAAGGGUUUCGGAUGCCAUUUACAUGUGAAGAUGGACAACCAAGUGCGGUGAUACUUUGGCAAGGCAGAGAGCCAGAUGCGUGGGAGCCCAUUGACAAACGAUCUUGGUGCCUCCAAGAAUCCAUUUUGUCACCGCGAGUGCUUGAAUAUGGCACACAUAAUAUUAGAUUCCAUUGCGCUCGAAGUCGUGCAGAUGAAUCCCAUUUACAAUCCGAUGGCUGGAUUGGACACUCCAAAACAUUCGCCCAGCUAAACAUGUCCCAUCCGCUUACAUCCAGCGUCGAUUGGACGAGCUUAGGAGACCCUUAUAAAUUCAUCCAAGUCUGGCAGACACUUGUAUCACAUUAUACGCGCCGCGGUCUAGGCUGGUACCAGGACAAACUGCUUGCCAUCUCGGCCAUAGCCAGGAAGAUGAGCCGCAGUGCCAGCAAGACUUACAUCGCAGGGCUAUGGGCGGAAUAUCUAGGGGAGCUACUAUUAUGGCAUCCGAACCACGGCCCAGAUGCGAAAGAAACGCCGCGUCGACACGCCACUUAUGUUGCGCCGUCGUGGUCAUGGGGCUCAUUCAGUGGCGAGAUUGACUUUACGUUUGGAUCGACGAUGCAUUUGCUAGAGCUUGUGAGUUACGAGGUGGUUACGACAAUGGCAAAUGACGAGUUCAGUGCGGUGACGGAUGCGAGGCUCGAGAUUAAGACGCUAUUGUUUCGAGCGAGGAUCCGAAAAGGGCUGUAUGGGUGGUCUUUGUGGGAUGAGCAGACCAAGGAUGAGGUGGACGGGGCUAUAAAGUUUGAUGUAGUUGAAGGUGAAGUUGACGGUGAAAUUGCGGAAAACGAGGAAAUAUUGCUCGCAUUGGUUAUGACUCAAGAUGCGCUGCUUCUAAAGAAGAGGAUGCAAAAUCCAGGUGUCGAUUUAUAUACGCGAAUCGGGGUAUAUACAGAGGGACAGCGCAUGACGAACAGGCCGCAGUGGGAGAUGGGCCAAGUAGUCAUCAUAUAA
Messenger RNA from Trichoderma asperellum CBS 433.97, 1859 nucleotides. RefSeq lists its product as uncharacterized. Lineage: Eukaryota; Fungi; Ascomycota; Sordariomycetes; Hypocreales; Hypocreaceae. The record is from RefSeq and is a predicted model, not a curated record.